This is a messenger RNA of Scheffersomyces coipomensis, 2370 nucleotides long. RefSeq names its product Hak1p (gene HAK1). The record is from RefSeq and is a predicted model, not a curated record. Gene Ontology annotation, cellular component: membrane. NCBI's taxonomy places the organism in Eukaryota, Fungi, Ascomycota, Pichiomycetes, Serinales, Debaryomycetaceae. Gene Ontology annotation, biological process: potassium ion transmembrane transport. Bases 1 to 2370 code for a protein of 789 amino acids. The transcript has a single exon. Gene Ontology annotation, molecular function: potassium ion transmembrane transporter activity.
AUGAGAAUCUCCAAUGAUUCCGAAGAAUCAAUCAUCUCUGCCAAAGAUUACUCUGAUAGUUCAAAAAAACAAAACUGGAGACAAAUCUUUAUGCUUUCCUUCUCAUCUUUAGGUGCUAUUUAUGGUGAUAUUGGUACUUCUCCAUUAUAUGUCCUUAAUUCUAUCAAAUAUCCAAAUAAUCCACCUAAUAAAGAUGAUAUCUAUGGUGGUGUUUCAGUUAUCUUUUACCUUUUUACUAUUAUUGUUAUUUGUAAAUAUGUUUUGAUUGUUUUGGUUCUUGGUCCAAAUAAUGGUGAAGGGGGUCAAGUGGCUAUUUAUGCUAAGAUUGCAAGAUAUCUUAAUAUCGGUCCUAAAGGGGUUCAUAUUCCUGGUGCUGCUGAAAUCUCAGAUAUGGAAUUAAUCACUAGACAAGAUACAACUUCAUCAUUUAUGUCAAAUUCUUUAACUCGUCAUAAAACAAGAAUUGAUAAAAUUAAAGAAUCUCAAUUAUUGACUAAAAUCAUUCAAACAUUUAUCUUGUUUGCUUGUUUUGUCGGUUGUUCGUUGGUCUUUUCUGAUGGGUUAUUAACUCCAACUACUUCUGUUUUAAGUGCAAUUGGUGGUAUUCAAACUGCUAUUCCAUCAUUCACUCAAGUUUUGGCUGUUUCAGAAGUUAUCUUAGUGGUAUUAUUCUUAAUUCAACAAUUUGGUUCUAAUAGGAUUUCGUUUUUAUUUGCUCCCAUCGUUUUCAUUUGGAUGAUUGGUUUAAUCAUUUGUGGUCUUUAUAAUAUCAUUAAACAUGAUCCUGGUGUGUUCAGAGCUUUAUCUCCUUAUUAUGCUAUCAGAUUAUUGAAAAAAUCAGGUAUAAAUGUGUUUGGAGGUGCCAUGCUAUCAAUCACUGGUACAGAAGCUAUGUUUGCUGAUAUUGGUCAUUUUGGUAAAUUGCCAAUUCAAUUAACUUUAGGUUUUUUUGUUUAUCCUGCUUUAAUGAUCUGUUAUUUGGGUCAAGGUGCUUAUGUGGUUAAGAAUCCUGAAGAUUGGAUUAAUCCAUUCUUUUAUUCAGUUCCAGGUGGUACUAAUGGUGUACCAUUUUGGAUUAUGUUUGCAUUGGCCACUUUAGCUACUAUUAUUGCUAGUCAAGCUUUAAUUUUAUCUGUAUUUUCCAUUGUUUCCCAAUUAAUCGCUUUAGAUUGUUUCCCUAAAUUGAAAAUUGUUCACGUUUCAAGUCAUCAUGAAGGUAAAGUUUAUAUUCCAACUGUUAAUUGGUUAUUAAUGAUUGGGGUUUGUGCAACUACUGCAGGUUUCAAGAAUUCAAAUAAUGUUACCGCUGCUUAUGGUUUAGGUAUCUCAUUGGAUUUCAUUGUCACUUCCCUGUUAAUCAUGCUUUGUAUGUUCUACGUUUAUAAAUGGAACAUUAUUUGGCCUAUUCUUUAUUGUUUAGUCCUUGUACCUUUGGAAAUGUGUAUGGUUAUUUCUAAUAUGAGUAAAGUGGUUCAUGGUGCUUGGUUCCCAUUAAUGAUGACAGCUUUAAGUGUGAUGUUCUUAAGUAUUUGGAGAUGGGGUAGAUCACUUAAAGUGAAUCAUGAAUUUUCGUCAAGAAUUAAAAUUGGAGAUUUAUAUCCUAAAUUUAAAAAUUCUCCAGAAGUGGUUCAAUUAAAUUUAGGUAGUUCAGAUAAUCAUAAAUAUGAUAUUAUUGAUGCUAAUGCUGGAAUACCAGAUAAAAAGGAUACUAUUAUUACAAGAUUUGGUAAGACUACUUUAAAGAGAUAUGAAGGUAUUGCUAUUAUGUAUAAUGAUUCAUCAAUGCAAAAUAUGAGUUCUCCAAAUACUUUACCAUUGAUUUAUGCAAAGUUAGUGAAGAAUUUCUCAUCCAUUCCAUCAUCAUUCAUUUUUGUUUCUUUUAGAGUAUUAUCAAUUCCUUAUGUUCCAGAAGAAGAAAGAGUUAUUAUGGCAUCUAUGAAAAUCCCUGGACAUUAUAGAUGUAUUUUAAGAUUUGGUUUCAUGGAAGAAAUCACUAUUGAUAAUACUUUAAAUAAAAGAAUCAUUAGUUCUAUUCCUGAAUCAAAUCAAUUGGCUAGAAAAUUCUCCAGAUCAACCGUCAAUUCAAAUCCUGGUUCGAUCCAAUCUCAAAGUCAUGUUACCGUCAAUAAUAUUCCAAUCUUACAUAUUUUUGAAAGUAAUUUGAUUAGAUCCCAUGAAUUUAAUGCUGAUAUUGAAAAGACUAAGAAUCCUUUCAUUGUGAUUAGAAGAGUGGCCAGAAAAGUGUUGAUUAAUUAUUUCUUCAGUCCUAUAACUUCUAUGACUCAAGGUAAUGGUCAAUUAGUUAAAUUGAAAUCGGAAGAUGAAGAAUCGGAUAAAAAAAUCUUUAUUGGUGGUGUUGCAAGAAUAUAG